CUGUCACCGAGUGUCGCGCCGCCCUCCCCGCCCCUCUGCCGGGGGUGUGGGAGCGCAGCCGAGCGCGCGGCAGAGGGCCGGGCGCGUGGGGACGCGGGAGUGCGGGGUUCUGGACAAGCCGCGCGGCACGAGGAGCGCGCUGGCCUCCUGAGCUCGGCGCUGAGCCCGGAGCCCGGAGCCCGGAGCGGGCCGCUACCCGCUCCCUGUGCGCUGGGCGGCAGCCCCGGCCGCGGCAGCCCGGCUCCCGGGGAGCGCGCCUCGCCAUGGAGCCUUCGCACAAAGACGCCGAGACGGCGGCUGCAGCGGCGGCAGUGGCGGCGGCGGACCGGGGGGCGUCCUCGUCCAGCGGGGUGGUGGUGCAGGUCCGCGAGAAGAAGGGCCCCCUGCGCGCCGCCAUCCCCUACAUGCCCUUUCCUGUGGCCGUCAUCUGUCUCUUCCUCAACACUUUUGUGCCGGGACUGGGGACGUUCGUCUCGGCCUUCACCGUGCUGUGCGGUGCCCGCACCGACCUCCCGGACAGGCACGUGUGCUGCGUCUUCUGGCUGAACAUCGCCGCGGCCCUCAUCCAGAUCCUCACGGCCAUCGUCAUGGUGGGCUGGAUCAUGAGCAUCUUCUGGGGCAUGGACAUGGUCAUCCUCGCCAUUUCCCAAGGCUACAAGGAGCAGGGCAUCCCACAGCAGCUGUGAGCCUGCGGGGGCCGCCGAGAAGCCCGGGGCCCGGGAGGACCAUGCCAGGCAGCGGUCUUCACACGUUCUCUUCCGCUGCUUCCUGGGUUUGGAGGGGAAAGAAGGGAUUUAAAAAUAUUAUUUAUUUUCAAAACGCAUCUGCUUUUCUCAGCAGGCUCUGAGGGCUGCUGGCUCCUCCCCCUGCUCCAGAAAGCCCUGUAGCGCAGGCACCCGGAGCAUCAGGGUGGAGUGGGGGUGGGGAGAGGGUGGCGACGGCAAUGCCCACGGAGAGGCUGCGGCGCCGGCCCCACCCACCUUGCACACCCGCUGCCCACCUCCAGGGCGCCUGGGCUGCCUGGCCAGCUUGUCAAGGUGCAGGAUCGCGGUGAACACCUCUUCUGGUCCCCAGCCCCUGCCAGAGUGGUCUCCUGGGGCUGCACCAGGGCGGAAGUGAGGAUGGACAGACUCCAGCCCAGUGUGGACAGCCUGCUGUGUCCUUAGCUGUCAACGGGCGGGGCGGGGGGGCAGAUCCUCACAGGUGUCUCCUUAUCGCUGCCCCUACCUCCUUGCCAAGGCCUGGGGGUGUUCGAUCUCUGUUUCUCUGGAAAGGAAGGAGAGCAGUGGCUCCAUUCCUGGGGUAAAACUGCCUGAACUGCCAGACGUUCAUACACAAAUUGACCAUCCAUAUCUCAGUGGGCAGCCUUUCCCAUUAUACGCGACAUUUCAGGUCCACGGUCUUUUUUUUUUCCCCCCAAAUCCUUAGGAUCAGAUGGGUCUCUCUGGAUAAAUUUGGGAUUUGAGAGGAGAGUAAGAGACACUAAGGCACAUUUCCUAACAGGUGGGCAGAGCCUGGAACAGUGCUCCCCCUUCAAACACGUGACCGUUUCUGCAGAGAAUCAUGAAUCCAUAAAACUGUAAAUAGCCCCACCUCUGUGCUGGGUGGGCUUUGCCACUAACUAAGUUUGGGAGGGAACUCACCUUUUAAGGACUUUGAGGGAUUUUAGAAUUGCAAAAAAAAAAAAAAUGUUUGGGGCAGUGGACCUCUUUCUGAAAAUCCUGCAAACAGAUGUAUCAGGGUGACAUUGCUGUGUUACAUGGAGAUUUCUCCUAUUGCAAAGGGUCAGUCCUUUAAGACACCUCUGGAAGUGAUUGUUACAGAGCCGGAGGCAACAGAAGCUCAAUCAGAAAUGAAGAGAAAGGAGAGCUAAGUGACAGCCACACACUGGGCAAGGACAUAGCUGUUUUAUUUUCAUCUUCAUUCUAACGUAGGAAUCAUUAAAAUGUGAGACUGGCCCAAAGCCAGGUUUGCGCCUUCCUGGACUCUGCGCCAUUGGCUGUGUGUCUCCCCGAGGGAGAAUUCAGCCAGGGCUGGAGGAGUAGCCUGUCUGGCUGUUUUCCCUGUGCCGGAUGGAAAGGCUUGGGGAGCCUGCGGCUGGACAAGCCCCUCACUCCACCGUGAGUCUCUUUGGGGGCCUCUGCCUGCCUAGUCUCUUUUUCUAAAUCCUCCCCUUGAGGCGGUGGUCCACCCGUCCCAUCCACUGGCUUUUCUUAGUUCUUUUUUUCUUUGCUUUUUUAGGGCCGAACCCAUGGCACAUGGAGGUUCUCAGGCUAGGGGUCGAAUCAGAGCCUCAGCAGUCAGCCUCUGCCACAGUCACAGCAAGGCUGGAUCCGAGCCACAUCGGUGAUCUACACCACAGCUCUACGGCAAUGCUGGAUCCUUAACCCACUGAGUGAGGCCAGGGGUCGAACCUGCAUCCUCAUGGAUACUAGUUGGGUUCUUAACCUGCUGAGACACAAUGGGAACUCCCACUGGGUUGUCUAAUUCCAGUCCUGCUGGGAAGUGGGCCUGGACAGCAAACUGGCAUCCUCAGGACGAAAUCCCUUUCAGCUCCUCAUCUGGUCCCGGGCCCGACUCAGGGCUGGGUUCGCUCCUUCUCCCCCUAAGCCUACCGGGCCGCCUACCCCUUAGUUCUGAUGAGCGUCUGGUCCCCCUUCUGGGUCUGGGUGGCGCUUUCUGAACACCUGGCAGUGUCUGUCUCUUCCCUCCUCCCUCCCUCCUGGCUCCCACCCAGGCCUUUGCUGCUUCUUUCAUGUUUGGAAGACUCCAUGCUUUCCAGGCGUGGGCUCGGCUUUGGUUUCAUCCUGAAAGUCAGAACCUUCCUCUGUGUGAAGACGGCAUCCUCCAGGCCAAGUGCAGAGCAGGCUGGCGGCUGGCGGCUGGCUGCUGUCGAGGAAGCGGGGCGAAAAAGCCCUGAGAAUCACAUAAAAACAGCUUCCCCUAGAAUCAGAUAAAAACAGCUUCAGGCGAGGGAAGUAAUGUCCCUGCCAGCCCACAGCCCGUCACCCCAAACAGCUCCCCCCAGUUUGCCUGACUCUCUGCAGCAAUGACAGGUGUCAGGUGGCUGCCCCCACAGGGAGAGAGGUGGAUCUUACUUUCCUGGCGUGGCCGGGGGUGGCUGCUGAGGGGGUGAGCAGAGACAGAAAUUUAUGUCUCGUGUUUAGUGACACCCCAGACACAGGUGGGGUUUUCUUGAGUGACAAGUGUCACCGUGCGUCCCAGCGUGGGAUGGCUUCACGUGGGUGUUUGUGCGCUUGGAAGUUCACCUCCCCUCCUCCGCCCCCUGCCCCGGAUUCUCCCCUCACCUGCCGCUGCCCCUCCCAACCUCAGGAGGAAGAUGCUUUCCAGGUAACUGAAGCACGGAGGGACCCCAAGGGGCCCCUGCCUGUCUUCUGAACAUCGCGCCUGUGAGGAUUGCCAGGUGGGAGGAUCAGCUCAAAAGAGCUUCCCUCUAAGGGAGACCAUGGCCUCGGGGUUAUUGUCUUGGUUAGAUAAGGAACGGGGGCUGGUGUACUGGUCGUCUGAGCUGGCCGCUCAGGCUGUUGGAAGGCCAGGGUUAACUGACCGAGUACCAGCCAGCUGAAGGGUUCUCAGGCCAGUAAGUGCCCGGAUAACACACAGCCCUUUGGUGAGACCUGGGCUUGUCUCACUGGUGCAGCACGAGGGUGAUGGUCCAGGAGUCCCAGGGUCCACGUCCAGGCUUUCAUCAGUUACAGGUGUUCGGGGCUUGCAGGCACAGAGAAUUUGACAGUGAAUGAGAUGCUCCCGGGACCUAAUCAUGCCGCUUGAAUCAGGGUGGCAUUCCCUUGGGCCAGAGCGGGAUCCUGGAGCAAGGAGGAGCCACCUGGUGGCUGGGGAGUGCCCUGUGGGCAGUGGAGACGGCUGACCUGGAUCUUCAGAUCUGAGUCCGAGCCAAGACUUGGGGCCAGGAAGGCACAGGGUCCCCGUGGCAGAUGGCUCCUGGCUCUGGUCUGGUACCCCUCCUGCUGGGGGCAGGAGACACCCCGCUGUGGCCCUCCCCUGGCCCCCACCUGAAAGUGGCCUUGGCCUUGGCGUCAGCUUCUGGCUGCACUUGACAGAAGGGAAGGAAGGGGCACAGGGCCCUCCCUCUGCUGCCCUGGACCCAUGUGUCAGCCCCAAUGACAAGAACAGCCUCCCCUGUGCUGGGCCCUUGCUAGGCACUGUGCUGCCUUUUUUUUUUUUUUUUUUUUUUUUGGCUUUUUAGGGCCGCAUAUGGAAGUUCCCAGGAUGGGGGUCGAAUCAGAGCUGCAGCUGCCGGCCUACACCACAGCCACAGCAAUGCAGGAUCUGAGCCUUAUCUGCAACCCACACUACAGCUGACAGCAAUGCCAGAUCCUUAGCCCACUGAGCGAGGCCAAGGAUUGACCCACGUUCUCAUGGAUCCUAGUUGGGUUCAUUAACCGAUGAGCCACAACAGGAACUCUUGUGCUGCAUUUUAUGUCCUGUAACCCUUAGAAUGGUCUGGGGAGCGGGUGGUGUCAAUGUGCCGAGUUUUUAGAUGUCAGAACUGAGGCCCCAAGAGAGGAAGCCACGGGCCCCCAAACAUAUGCUCCAGAGGAAGGAGGAUGGCUGUGGCAGAGACAGGGUUUUCUGAGGGGGCCUGGCCCCCUCAAAUGUAGUAGGGUGCCACUCUGCUGUCACCAUCCUGAGUAGCCCGCAAACCCUCACUCCCUGGUGGAAGGCAGGCCCGAAGGGGACCCGUGCUGCCGUGAGAGAAUGGUGGCUGCAGCUGGAGCUGGUACUGGGGACUGCCUGGUCCAACACGCAGGACCGCCCCGGGGUACCCGUCCCUGAUCCACCGUGACUCAGAGACACUGCGAUGAUGCCACCAGGGCUGAGGAGCCUCGGCAACGACACUAACAGGAAGUACAGAAAGAAAGCCAGCUACACACUAACGUCUUCUCCUGGAGGAACAGGACUGAGAUCUCAGAAAAAGCAAAACACAGACCCCAAACAACAAGCCUGGGGCUUCAGAAGGAGGUGCUGACUCCACCCACCAGACCAGGAGGAUGCCUUCCAGAGGCCUCCCAAGGAGGAAAGCAAGGAGCUGGCUGAUCCUUCGGGGCCACCUUGGCUCUUUAAAUUAAAGACAUGCCUCAGUUUAACCAUCCAUAGCUUGGGAACAAGGGGCCUGGGCAGCCAUCAUUGUUUUCAUUUCUUUCAGAGCAAAGGGCUUGGAGUGAGUCUCCUCCGGCAAGGGACAAGGAGUAGCAGAGGCUGUUCUGUCCUGUUGCAGGCCCCAGGGGCUCAAGGGGCAGGGCUCUUUCCAGUAAAACAGGAACACUUGUCCCCCGAGUCCACUCUGCCUUCCUGAGCCUAUCACAGAGCAGGGAGGUUGAUGACAGAGUCCUGCCUGUGUGUGUCCUGAUUUCUGGUACAAGUUGUCACUGGCUGUGGAACCUCUGUUCCCAAGCCCUCCCAAAUGCCAGCCAUGCCGGCCACCCCCGCCCCCACACUUUCACCCUAGAGUGGGCAGAAGCACAGACAACCACACACGUGUGGACACCUAAGUGGGUGGAGCAGGUCCCGGGCGUAGCCUGUGCACACACUCACACCCGCACACGUGCACUCCCAGAGUUGCUUUGAUGCCGGGUGAGGCCAGGCUGUCUGGAGACUCAGGAUUGGGACUUAACAUCUCCAAAGGGGCCCCGUGCCUCCCCCAGGAGCCGUCUCCCUCUGGCGGGGGCCUGGCUGGAGGCACUUUUGUCCUCAGUGCCCCCACCCCAGGGCCCUGGUGUGCACACUGUCUCCUCUCUUGGACCUCUUCCUCUAGGGGUCCACAGGCUCAGCACCCCCGCAUCCCCACACCCGGCUGUGCUCAUCCCCCACCCGCCCCCGCUUGGCUUUUUGUAGGAGUGAGUGGAGGGUCUGCCCAGAGAAGAGGGGACAAUGGUCCCUUUCUGGACUCUCAUGGGGCUGCCGACAGUCCUCUCUCCUGAGAUUCUCUUCUACUCCCUCAUCCCUCCCACCAACCCCAGUAUAGGCACCCGUGAGGAAGAAGGGGGUCAGAGGUCACAUCCACCCCACUUUCUGGGUCAGUGCUUGGCCCAUAUUCUAAGCAGGGAGAGAGUGAUAGCCCUGUAAGCCGCCUGGGCACCUGUUGGGGACACUUGGCUGGCCCCAUUCAUGGGCGAAGUUCCAUGCUGUUGUACAUGGGGCCAUUUGUUUAUUUUUUUUAAGCAGCAUACAUAGAAACAAGACUGGUUCUGUGUGUUUCAGUUGAAUUUACAUACGGAUGAGUGUUGUGUUGUGAUGUAUAGUUUUUCAUACCAUGAUUGGCUUUGUUUGGGUCUCUCUUCUUUUGGGUAAACUAAUCACGGUACAUUUCUGUUGUUCUCCAACAAGACCCACUCUCUGAUCUCCCAGGGCUUCCUCAUCUCCCUUCUAUCCUGUGGGGUCCACCCCACCCCCAGAGGCUUCCCCUGGGGUGCUAUCCAGCCAAGAGGGUUUUCCAGCCCCUGUUCUAAUGACUGGAGCCUUCCUUGGUUCCAAGAGAGGAUACCACAGACACAGGGAAGCUUCUAGACUUUGGCCCAAAUCUUGCAGCCUGGGGCCCAGGCCUGCCCGCCCCUUAGCUCUUUCAUAAGCUCAGAACCCAGCCCCCAGCCCCCCAGCCCCAGCCCCCAGCCCCAGCCCCCGACACCGCCCCCGCAGAUCUGCCCGCUGCUGCGGCUGCGUCUCCACGGCGCCCUCUAGGGGCCGAGCAGUGUUCCUUUCUCCAGCGUUCCGCUAGCUUUAAAAUGCGUAAUUCAAGCACCCUUACUGAACACAUAGUGAAACGUACAAAUAAAAACCGGUGUACAUAUCUCCAUGUACAUAUUUAUAGAUUCCUAUUAUAAAUGUAUAAAGCAUGGCAUCUCUUUGACAUUCCAAGUUUGCGUUUUUUUAAAAUCCCGGAACUAUGGCUUUGGAAACCUUUUCUGCCGUUCCCUCUUUUCUAUGUAAUAAACAUUCAUGUGGCCUUUCUGGUGGCAUCUUAAA
This is a messenger RNA of Sus scrofa (pig), 7005 nucleotides long. NCBI's taxonomy places the organism in Eukaryota, Metazoa, Chordata, Mammalia, Artiodactyla, Suidae. The record is from RefSeq and is a predicted model, not a curated record.